AUGAAUUCCGAAACUCAAAGCACAAGCACAGAGCCAAAGCUCAUUCAAAGGCCCAAACGCAAACCACGUCCAGAAUGGGUUAACGGAAAUGCAAGCCCUCCAAAAAAUGGGAGAAAACACACACCUAAAAAAGAAAGUAUCCAUAAAGACCCCAACCAUCUUCUCCCUAAAACGCGUCCGCAAACAACCGAUCGGAACCUCACCACCGAAGAUGCGGUCGAGGGCACUGAAGCCUUCCAGACGCGCAUUGCUGAGAUUACCUCCUUCCGCGUCGUCUCGCGUGUCCGGCCCUUUAUAUCAGAGGAGCUGGAAGAGAUGCAGGGCCAGGAACGGCGUUCCAUUGUGGAAAUGAUCGACGACAAGACGGUGCUGCUCGAUCCAAAAGACAACUGGUCACCGAAGGCGCAGUUCGAGUUUGAUGCCUCCCUCUGGUCCAUCCCGCCUUCGCAUAACUUGGUCUAUACUUUUCAAGACACCCGUCGCAAGAGCUACGCGACUCAGAAAGAUGUCUAUCAGUACAUCGCCAAGGACCUCGUUCCGCAUGUCUUUAAUGGCUUCAACAGCUGCAUCCUGAGCUACGGCCAGACGGGUAGCGGGAAGACAUACACAAUGAUGGGGAUCUACAACCCGAAUGUAUCUUGUGGUGGUGAUGGCCAGGAGGGAAUUAUCCCACGCGUUUCGAACGAUCUUUUUAUUCUAUUGAACGAGCGCAAGGAGUUGGAGAUGGAGAAGCCAUCGUCCAAUCGCUGUCGGUAUCGUGUGGAGGUCACUUUUAUUGAGAUAUAUAUGGAACGCGUUCGGGAUUUACUUGAUCCCUCAUUGCGUAACUCGAAGGGUAAUGAAAAGCUACAGGACGCGAGGAUCCGUCAGGACCCCUAUAGUGGCCCCUUUAUCGAGGGCGUCACGAAGUACCAGGUCGAGAACUGGGCUCACUGCUGCACCCUUCUUGAGCGCGGGUCGCAGCACCGCACGACGUGCGCGACUGCGGUGCACAACCAGUCCAGCCGAAGUCAUGCUAUCUUCCAACUUACUCUAGUACAGGAGCAAAUCAAACCACCCAAGGACCGCUACUCGAAGCCUACGACGAUAACCCGGGCGGGUCGGAUCAACCUCGUCGACCUCGCUGGCUCCGAGCGCGGGGGUUUCCAAGACUAUGUGAAGGAGUCGGCCGCCAUCAACACCUCCUUGUUGGCCCUCCGCCGUGUGAUCGACAACCUCACGGAGCGGCAGAACAUCCUCAUCGAGCAAGCAAAGGUGGAGAUCACCGGGGGGUACUUCCAAGAGCGCAUUCUCCCCCAGGUGCCCUUCCGUGAUAGCGUGCUCACGUGGCUGCUAAGCGAUAGCAUCGGCGGCAACGCACGGACGACGAUGGUGGCCACCGUCAGCCCUUUAGUAAAAAACUACGGCGACACCCUCGCGACGCUGCAGUGGAGCAGCAAAGCGCGCAAUCUCGUGACCCUCGUCAAGAUGAACGCCCAGACAAUGGUUCAGAGCGGCAUGGCCAACCACGUCGACGUGCUUGGCAAUGCCGUGCAGACCCAGCGCAAUAACCUAGACUGCCUCCGGCAAACCCUGCGUGAGAAGCAAGAAAAGGCAGAACGCAUUGAACAUGAGACAAACGGGUUAAAAAGGACAAUGGUGAAGAACAACCAACUCAUUGAGAAGCUGAAUAAGGAGCGUGCUACCCUUGUCGUGGGUCGUGGGCUUUACCGCUUGUUGUAUGCCAAUAGGCUACUAUCGCGAAAGAAGCACUACCAAAAGUUACAGGACUUGCAGGGCAAUGACAACGUCACAAAGCUCAAGAAACUGCGCGAUGAUACCACUGCAAAGGAGGAAGAUGCUAAACGGCGCCUUAAGAAUCUGGAAAAACAAGCAAUCAGCCUGAUGGCCAAGAUUACAGAUCUGGAACGCGGGAGACCAAUUGUGUUGAACCAGAUAUCCGAAGCCACACCUAUCUAUGAUGAAAAAUGCAAAAAACUAAACGUCAACGAGAUUCUCAAGAGGGACAACGAAGAAAUGCAGGCUGCAGUGAGCAAGGCGAGGACACAGCUGGAUGAAAUCAAGCAAUCUGUCACUGAUCGUCUGAAUCAAGUGGAUAUUGCAAAGGCCAUGAUCCACGAUAGCAAGAAGCCAGGAUGGCUAGAACAAAUCAAGAAGGAUGGCGAUGAAAUACCUGCUUUGUGGGAGAAAUACGAUAAGGUCAAGCAAAGACAUAAUACCAUGUCAAACCUUCUUCAACAAGUACGUGCGAAGCAUAGGAAGGUAUAUGGUUAA
This is a messenger RNA of Phytomonas sp. Hart1, 2274 nucleotides long. NCBI's taxonomy places the organism in Eukaryota, Euglenozoa, Kinetoplastea, Trypanosomatida, Trypanosomatidae. The record is from the annotation of a GenBank genome assembly.